Gaeumannomyces tritici R3-111a-1 is the source of this 1597-nucleotide messenger RNA. RefSeq lists its product as hypothetical. The transcript has 2 exons. Lineage: Eukaryota; Fungi; Ascomycota; Sordariomycetes; Magnaporthales; Magnaporthaceae. The coding region runs from base 179 to 1597 and encodes 472 amino acids. The record is from RefSeq and is a predicted model, not a curated record.
CUGAGGAGAUACGCCAUCCAAGCAACGGAGCUGAGGAGAUACGCCAUCCAAGCACAAGGUAGGCAGAGGUCAAGGAAAGACAAGAGCGUGCGUCUAAACGAUGGUUACAGGCGCAGAAGCGGUGGGGUGAACUUUGGCAUACCGACGGCGGCGGGAAACGGUGACGAGUUUAAACAGGAUGAGUGUCCAAACACGGCUUCGGUGGACUGCCGAGAAUGGCCACGCCGACAUGGUUAAGCUGCUUCUCGACGACAAGGGUGCCGACGUGGAGGAGCCACCAGUACAGCAAUCGGUCGACGACACGCUCGAGCACAGCCCAAACCCAGACCAGAAGCGCCAACGGAAGCGCCAACGGACAUGGCGCACCCCGCCUGCUGAGACCACGUUUGGCGAGCCAGCCAUUGGCAGCGGCGACCCCGACCCGAUUGCGUUCUGGCGGAAGGAGGGGCGCUGGCCAAAGGAACUGUUCCAGCCCAAAGACACAGGGGAGAUGGUUCCCACCAUGAAGGGUUUACUUGGGCGGAAGAAGUCCUCGUCCAACCUGUCCCGCAAGCGAUCCAACUCUGCUAGUUCAACGCCGAGCGACCAAAAGCCGCAUGAGGAGAAAAGCGCACCAUACCGAGACCAGCGUUAUGAAACUCUCCUCGAGGUCAAAGGUAGCUACAUGGCCAAAGCUUCUUUGCCAUUGCCCGAUGCCAGCAAGGCCCUCUGCCAAUCUCUCCUCGAGCAGACGCAGCCAAUUCCCGGCGAUACACUUUUCCGGGACGACAUUUUCGAAACGACAUGCCAGAAGAUACACAACAAAAAUGAGGCGCGAGUCAUCCAAGAUAUCACUCGACUCAUUGUUCCUUCGGCCGAGAGUCUCGCUACAUUCGGUGCAAGCCACCUCGACAUUUUGGUUGAGAGCGUCAACGAAUGGUGGAACAAUUCGGUCCCCUUUACCAGUCCUCGUCCCCAGCCGGACUAUUCGGUCGGCUUUAGGCGGGGGGCAUUCACCGACGAGCAGCUCGCCAAGCUAUCGCCAUUUAUCGGCAAUUUUAUCUCCGGGGACCAGUCCUUUUUUAUGGCCACGUACUACAUGUACUUCCCAUUCCUAACAUGCGAGGUGAAGUGCGGCGCCGCGGCGCUUGAUGUUGCAGACCGGCAAAACGCCCACAGCAUGACCCUCGCGGUACGGGCUAUGGUCGAGCUUUUUCGUGCUGUAAAGCGUGAGCGUGAAGUUGAUGGCCAGAUUCUCGCCUUCUCGAUUUCGCACGACUAUAGAUCAGUGCGGAUUUACGGCCACUACGCCGUAAUUACUGAAAAAAAUCCAACAAAGUAUUACCGUCACCCGAUCUACGAAUUUUCUUUUACUACGCUGGACGGCAAGGACAAAUGGACGGCAUAUCGAUUCACCAAGAACGUUUACGAUGUAUGGAUGCCCGCUCAUUUUAAGCGCGUUUGCUCCGCCAUUGAUCAGUUGCCGUCCGAGUUGGACUUUGAGGGGUCCUUGAUGCAGUCAGAUGCUGGCUCCGUUUCAGAGCCCGUCGAGCAGGACGUCCAGUCUAGCAACGCUGAGCAGCAAGGGUUGACUCGAGACCCUCCUUUACAGGGCUAG